This is a messenger RNA of Folsomia candida, 2491 nucleotides long. RefSeq lists its product as uncharacterized. The record is from RefSeq and is a predicted model, not a curated record. Gene Ontology annotation, molecular function: protein kinase activity; ATP binding. Gene Ontology annotation, biological process: protein phosphorylation. Bases 886 to 1860 code for a protein of 324 amino acids. NCBI's taxonomy places the organism in Eukaryota, Metazoa, Arthropoda, Collembola, Entomobryomorpha, Isotomidae. The transcript is spliced from 3 exons.
CAAGUGCAACCAUUUCAAGUCAUCAAAAACAGCCAGGUUAAAAUAUACAAGGAAUUGAUUUAUUACAAAGUUUGCAAAAUACUCUAUCCAAGGACAGCAUUGUUGGAAAAGUAGUGGUUCUGGACGACAAAUUUGCAAUCCAGAAGACUUAAGGAAUCAAGUCGGUCGCAAACCUUCUCUUAGUAAGACAUGGAACCCAAGGCUAAGAAAGUCAGGCUUACCUCGACCCUCAAUACUGUAGCAAGAUAUUUUGAAUGCGUAUCCUGUCUUGGUCGUGGUUCAUUUGGAAUUGUCAUGGAAGCACGGGCUAAACUGGCCAGGUCUGCUUGUGCAAUUAAGUUUAUCUUCCCAGAUAAAGAGGACGACGAAGAACUGAAGAAAAUACUUCGAGAAUGUGAGAUCACGGAAAAUUUAAAACCUCACGAAAAUGUUGUAAGAAUAAUUAAAGUAUCAAGCGCUGAAUAUUCCAUGACAACUUUGAAUCGUGUCAUGCCAGAUAAUAUAUUGCCAUCGGAAGAAGGCUACUUAGGCUUGAAAGAAAGAUGCAGAAAUAGGUUGAAAAUAAGUGGUAAAAUAUUAGGGAUUUCAAUCCAGAUGGGGCUGUGUGGUGAGGAUUUAAGGAAAUGGCUGAAUAAGGAAAUACUGGCUCCCUCGAUUAACCUCUUAUUCGUUCAAAUCCUAGUUAUAAAGGACAUGGUUGCAGGUUUAGCGCAUUUACAUAAAAACCAUAUCUUGCAUCGAGAUUUUAAACCAGAAAAUGUCAUGUUCGCCAAGAGUGAUUUCACACUCCCUGUUAAGAUAGGAGAUUUCGGUUUAUGUAGAAAUUUGCGUUCGGAAGAAAGUCAAAAUAGUACUCUGACCAGUAGGAUGGGGACACUGGACUAGAUGGCUCCAGAGUCGUUUGGAAAAGAUUACAGUUUUCCAGCUGAUCUGUACUCAUUAGGGUUGGUAAUUUGGGAAGUUUGUCAACUCCUUAAGUCCAAUGAAAAGAAGCGCCUAUUUGACCGCCUAAUAAAUGAUAAAGAAGAACACCUGGUUGUAGAUCAUCCAGAGAUUCAAGGUGUCAGGCAGCUCAUCAUUGACUUAACAAAAAGAAAGGCAGAUGAUAGAAUUCAAAGCAUUGACGAGGUCAGUGGUAUAGUUGAAGCAUGGACUUUUAAAAUAAAUUUAGUUGCUCGAAAUGGUGAAGAAUUGCGGGAAUGUUUAAAGAAUCCGGUUCCUGGGUUAGAAAUAACCCUUAUCGAGUGUAUGUAUUCGGGAAAGUUUGAGAUGAAGAGAGAAAAUGUCACAAUAAUUGGUAAAGGAGAACAAACCAUCAUCAGAGGUGAAUUUAAUAUUAGUGGAACUGGUUAUAAAAUUUCAAACCUCAAAUUCCGGCAGGGCGAAGUAUAUAAAACAGGAUUGCGUUACUUGAAAGUAUAUGGCAAUAAAAAUAAAUUUCAUGACAUUUCUCUGUCUGGUGGAUCAUAUGGAAUUGUAGUAACUGGCGACCAUAAUCAAUUCGAAGACAUAAAUAUUUCUCACAUGAACGAUGGCAUGAGAAUUUCUGGUUCUUACAAUGAAAUUGAUCGCGUAAUACUUGAGACAAUUUCAAGUAGAUGUAUAAGCUUUGAAUUUUACUCACAUCAUAACACGAUCUCCAAUGUGACAGGAAACAACGUAGGAUCAGGGAUUCGUUCUAGUGGCCAGGAUAACACAUUUAAAAAUUUUUCAUUUACAAAGGGUAAUGGAUAUCGAGGUGACGGAAUUUUAUUAUCUCCUAACGCGCAGUCACAGGCCGCGGAACGUGUGAAGGCAUUUGGGGGCUUGAACAUUGUGGGAUAUCGGGGGGAGGGGCUUGUUAACAUGGAAGGGAUAUGAGGUUUCAAAAUUUCGAUGGGGGCAUUAUCCCCACGCCCCCACGGUUCCGCGGCCCCUGCGCGCAGUACAACCGUUUAGAAAAUUUCACUUGUGUCGGAUUUAAAAAACUAGGUGCAGGUCUAGAUAUAUCCGCGAACAACUGCACUGCAUUAUUUGGUAAGUGCGACUCGAUAAAGGUCCUCUCCAAUUACGCCGAAUUGGAAGAUGUGGAUGGUGGUGAAAUAAUUGAAAUUGGUGAUGAAUGCAGAGAAGUUAAGUUGACCAGGUGUAAAGCGAAAUUGCUAAAGGCGAAUUCUAAGGUACGUCUUGUAGAAUCAGAAUUUGGUAGAAUAGAGAAUGACUUCGUGUCUGAUGAAAAUUCUAAAUAGAAUACUAGGUCACCAUACAUAUUAUGAUUGUGUAAUUUACUGAGUCAGGAAUACAUCAUAGUUAAUAAUUAAGCCAAAUGCGAAAUAAAAUACAAACAUGUAAAACUUAAACGGUACACCAUGGGAAGAAAUUAAAGGGUGUAGAAAUUGAUUAUAAAACUUGAUUAUUAAAAUAUUGAAACAAUUUAAAAAAAUUAUUUCAGAUAAUUAAAGUUUUUGCUUUAUUGAUAAUUUAAUAAAGUAACCUAAACUUCGUUUCUUUA